This is a messenger RNA of Pestalotiopsis fici W106-1, 282 nucleotides long. RefSeq lists its product as uncharacterized. The transcript has 2 exons. Lineage: Eukaryota; Fungi; Ascomycota; Sordariomycetes; Amphisphaeriales; Sporocadaceae. The coding region runs from base 1 to 282 and encodes 93 amino acids. The record is from RefSeq and is a predicted model, not a curated record.
AUGAAGUUUUAUUCUGCAGCAGUUCUCCUUCUGGCCGGCUCAGUCGCCGCUAGAAACUGCAAAGAGGGCCUGGACUAUUGCGGAAGAACUUUACUUGACAUCGGCAAAUACCAGCCUCAAAUCGAUCAAUCCCUAGCUGAUGCUCAUCAGGCGGAAGUUGAUGGUGGCAAGCACGAUCUAUUCCACUGUCUUGGCGGAUCCAACGGAGUGAUUGCCUUCAAGAAGCAUUGCGGUAAUGGUUGCACCGAUGGUGGAAGUAACAAGAAUGAUUAUUGCAGCUGA